CCUCAACGGGCCACCCCUGAGAAUUGAGGAAGAUGAAGGUGCCCAGGGCCUGGCUCCUGUGUCUGCUGCUGCUGGGCCUCACCCUGCAGGUGGCUGCACGUCGCACCCACCAGCACACCAUGGAGACCCACGGCACCAACAUUAAUCCCGCCUGGUACAGGGGCCACGGGAUCAGGCCCGUGGGCCGCUUUGGCCGGAGAAGAGCAGCCCUGGCGGUUGUCCCCAAACCUGGCCAGCAACCUCAGCUAGCCUGCUUCAACCUGGAAGGCAUUGCUAAGUCCUCCCAGGAGGGGUAACUGCCAGCUCAUCAGGAAAACCACUCCAGAGCCUUCCCCACUCUCCACCCCCUCCUCUCUCCUCCACAGGCUACCAUGCCUUUAAUCCUAAUAAAAGUGCCAGCUGUGGUUAGUUACAACUCUGCUAAUGACUCAGGUGUUUUAUCUCCUGGGAUGUUAGCCUAGAAAGAAACUCGGUGCUCAGAAGGCUCUUAAGAAAAGAGAGGCUCUGUGGCUUGCCUGAGGCCAGCUGGCACUGGGUAGGGGAGCUGGGAUCAUCCUUGGUCACUUGCAGCCCAUAGUCUACCCCCACACCUGAGCUACCCUGAUGGUUGCCUAGGUUGUGCACUGCACAAAGCCAGGGGCUGCCAUGCACCAGCCUGUGCAGGACACUAUCCCCAGAGGGGGCAGCACAGACCCGGGCCUGAGCUCAGUCCCUCUCUCAGCCCCAGGCCUUUUCGUAAAGACUGUACAUUUUAUAGCAGUUUGGGGUUCCCAGCAAAACUAAGCAGAAGGUACAGAGACCUCCCGUGUAUCCCUGUCCCCUGCACUGCCUCCCCCACCAGAGGUUAUUUGUCACAACUGUUAAGCCUACACUGACACAUCGUAGCCCCGUUCACAGCUCGCAUCAGGCUCGCUCCUGAUGCUGUGCAUCCUGUGGGUUUGGGUGAUGUGCAGUGACACGCGUCCACCGCCCACAGGGGCUUCACUGCCCUGAACACCUUCCCUCACCCCAACCUGAGGCUCUGCCGCUCCUCUUAGCUGACUUCCCUCCCUUCUUACACCAAGGAAAGGAAUUCUGGGUUGCUGGGUUGUUUGUUUUUGUUUUUAGAGACACAAUCUCACUUUAUUGCCCUUGGUAGAGUGCCGCAGCAUCACAGCUCACAGCGACCUCCAACUCCUGGCUUAGGCGAUUCUCUUGCCUCAGCCUCCCGAGUAGCUGGGACUACAGGCGCCCACCACAACACCUGGCUAUUUUUUGUUGCAUUUUUGCUGGGGCCGGGUUUGAACCUGCCACCUUUGGUGUAUGGGGCCGGCGCCUACUCAGGUGAGCCACAGGUGCCGCCUGCUUAUUUCUAAUCCACACGGGGAGAUGCAAACCCGGGUUGCUCCCCCUGACUCUCUGUCGCUUUCAAGUCCCAUGAGAGUCUCUAUGUCCUGCCUCAGAUGAAAAUUCACUUGACAUCAGGGGACACACCUGCACUAGCUGGGCAACUGCACUCAUCCUGGGCGACUGCACACCACAGACAG
Molecule: messenger RNA, 1526 nt
Organism: Nycticebus coucang (slow loris)
Lineage: Eukaryota; Metazoa; Chordata; Mammalia; Primates; Lorisidae
Gene: PRLH
Product: prolactin releasing hormone
Exons: 2
Coding region: 33-296 (87 amino acids)
Biological process (GO): response to peptide hormone; G protein-coupled receptor signaling pathway; feeding behavior
Molecular function (GO): neuropeptide hormone activity; prolactin-releasing peptide receptor binding
Source: RefSeq, a predicted model, not a curated record